AUGUUCACGUCCAAGUCCAACUCGGUGUCGCCCUCGCCGUCCCUGGAGCAGACUGACUCGGACGCGCUGGACAUCAGCACCAAAGUGCAGCUCUACGGUGUGCUGUGGAAGCGGCCCUUCGGGAGGCCGUCGGCCAAGUGGUCCCGGCGGUUUUUCAUCAUCAAAGAGAGCUUUCUUCUUUACUACUCUGAAAGCGAGAAAAAGAACUUUGAAAGCAAUAAAUACUUCAAUAUACAUCCUAAGGGCGUCAUCCCCCUAGGAGGCUGCCUGGUGGAGGCCAAGGAGGAACCCAGCAUGCCCUAUGCCAUGAAAAUCUCCCACCAGGACUUCCAUGGCAACAUCUUGCUGGCUGCUGAGUCCGAGUUUGAGCAGACCCAGUGGCUGGAGAUGCUACAGGAGUCCGGGAAGGUGACUUGGAAGAAUGCCCAGCUGGGAGAAGCCAUGAUCAAAAGCCUGGAGGCCCAGGGGCUGCAGUUGGCCAAGGAGAAGCAGGAGUAUUUAGACAAGCUGAUGGAGGAGACGGAAGAACUCUGCCUUCAGAGGGAGCAGAGAGAGGAGCUUGAACGCCUGAACCAGGUGCUGGAAGCCGAGAAGCAGCAGUUUGAGGAGGUGGUGCAGGAGCUGAAAAUGGAGCAGGAGCAGAUCAGAAGGGAGCUUGAGCUGACCGCAAGAUGCCUCAAGGGUGUGGAGCAAGAGAAGAAGGAGCUGAGGCACCUCACAGAGUCCCUGCAGCAGACACUGGAGGAACUCUCCAUAGAGAAGAAGAAAACCCUGGCGAUGCUGGAGGAGAAUGAGAACCAGCUGCAGACACUGGCCAAUCAGAGUGAGCAGCCCCCUCCCAGUGGGGGUCUCCACAGCAACCUGAGGCAGAUAGAGGAGAAGAUGCAGCAGCUCUUGGAAGAGAAGCUCCUGGCUGAGAAGCGGAUGAAGGAGAACGAGGAGCGCUCUCGGGCCCUGGAGGAAGAGCGGGAGUUCUACUCCACCCAGUCACAGGCCCUGCAGAACUCGCUGCAGGAGCUGACCGCAGAGAAGCAGCAGGCCGAGCGGGAGCUCAAGGCCGAGGUGAAGGUCCGCAUGGACCUGGAGAGGCGUCUGCGGGAGGCAGAGGGGGCUUUGCGGAGCCUGGAACAGGGGCUCAACUCCAAGGUGCGGAACAAAGAGAAGGAGGAGAGGAUGCGGGCUGACGUGAGCCACCUGAAAAGGUUCUUCGAGGAGUGCAUCCGGAAUGCGGAGCUGGAGGCCAAGAUGCCGGUCAUCAUGAAGAACUCCGUGUACAUCCACAAGGCGGCCACUCGCCGGAUCAAGAGCUGCCGCUUCCACCGGCGCCGCUCCAGCACCUCCUGGAAUGACAUGAAGCCGUCCCAGUCUUUCAUGACCUCCCAGCUGGAUGCCAACAACAUGGAGGAGCUAAAGGAGGUGGCCAAGAGGCUCAGCCGGGACCAGCGCUUCCGAGAAUCCAUCUACCACAUCAUGGCAAACCAGCCAGGAGUGCCAUCCGUGGUUCCUCGGGGUGGGAAGUGAUGAGGGGGCCUCCCCUGCCUCCCAGGUCUUUUCU
Enhydra lutris kenyoni (northern sea otter) is the source of this 1555-nucleotide messenger RNA. RefSeq names its product pleckstrin homology and coiled-coil domain containing D1. The coding region runs from base 1 to 1521 and encodes 506 amino acids. The record is from RefSeq and is a predicted model, not a curated record. The transcript has 13 exons. NCBI's taxonomy places the organism in Eukaryota, Metazoa, Chordata, Mammalia, Carnivora, Mustelidae.